AUGGCCGAGAUGGUCGGCACUGUGGCGCCUGGUCGACGUGGGUCGUCGCCGUCGGCCAAUGACGCCGAUCACGCGCAACGGAAGACGGCCGACAAGCAGGGCCUGAAGAGGACGGGCGACGGAGACGACAAGGAGGAGCGCGAAGGGCGACGCAAAGCGGAGCAAGGGAUCGGACGGGAGCCGCGGCUCGAAGCCUGCGCCACAGAGCGUGGUCGACCAGUUGAAGACGAAGGCGGGUGGAGGGUGAUAAGGACGCUACCAGCGCGCCUGCCGGCCAGUCAGGUGCGACCAAAAGAUUGGGAAGGCCCGUGCGGCCCCUCCAGCUCCAGGAGCCCCGCUGCCGUCAAGGGCGGCGCGAAGGCUGCUUCGGCUAAGGGCGCUACUCCGGCAUCAGCUAAGGGGCCCCCCGGUGCUGACACGCUCAGGGAGAUGCUCCACCGCAUGGAGGCACAUAGCAGGGACGUGCAGCAGCAUCCCGUGGUCGACGCCGGCCUUGCCGGAACAGCACGUCGCUCCGUCACUCCGCAGUCGGACGCAAGCGGCUGCUCCACCUGUGACUCAGCAGGAACACGGCAAAAGCGCGACGACGACGUCGGUAAAACGCGACCGCACCCUCACCAGGUGCAGCUGUGGUCGAUGCUGGCGGCGGAGAGGGGAGUGAGUGCAGCGCUAGCCACCGGCGGCCGCCCCGACAAGCAUGCCGCACUCGCUGCCUUCCUGGCCCAUUUUGAUGCAGCAGAACACCCUGAGCACGCCCCUGCUCUGGCCAUCAUGGACACGGCGCAUGUGGGGCCGUUGGCGACCCACGGUGGGGGAUCGGCGGAGCCGACGGCUGCAACGGGUGCUGUCCGCCGAGAGUAA
Messenger RNA from Closterium sp. NIES-65, 861 nucleotides. Lineage: Eukaryota; Viridiplantae; Streptophyta; Zygnematophyceae; Desmidiales; Closteriaceae. The record is from the annotation of a GenBank genome assembly.